AUGUCCUCGGAUGACAUCCGGAGGAAAAAACCAAAACACUCUCGCAGGGCUCCUUGGGGGACGGACUCGCCUCUUCCUCCCCAGCUUCUUAUUGCCCGGGAACACGGGCGUAGACACAGGGAAGCACUCGUGGGUUCUUUUCGGUAUGAGAGGGAGGAUGGCACUGUGGGAGCGCUGCUGUGGGCUAAGGCGGGGUUCCCGCCGAAUAGAAACCAGACCCCAGGGAGCCCUGGGGGCUGUGAAGCUGCCGGAAGCUGCUCCAGCCGAUUCCUCACAGCCCACCGACCCUCAAUCAGCCCGCCCCGUUUAUUGAUCAGGUCCGGUGAGGGAAGCCUGGAAGAGAUCCCAGUCCUAGCAGCUAGGAUCGGCCGGUCUAGGCUCAGCUGGCAGGGAAAACAAAGCCAGCUCUCUGAGCUGUGCUUAGACCUAAGCUGGGGUACCCAUCAAGCAACAAGCAUGAAAAGGGGAAGGGAGGACAGCGGAGAGAGGGGACAUCACAGAGUGGAAAAGGACCAGGCCGAGAAUCAGGCAUUGCUGUCCAGUCCUGGGCCCAAGUAUGAAUGCCUUUUAUUAGCACUCUUCAAAGCCAAUAUGGAUCUGAUUCAGAAAGAUGUCAGAUACUUUGGGAGUUGGUCUAGGUAUAUUCGUACGAUGUACCUGGGGAUUCAGAGCCAGCGGCAGAAGGAACACCAGCGACGCUUUUAUUGGGCUAUGAUGUACGAAUAUGCAGAUGUCAAUAUGUUACGCCUCCUGGAGACCUUCCUGGAGAGCGCCCCACAACUGGUGCUACAGCUCUGUAUAAUGAUUCAAAAGAACAGCGCUGAAACGCUGCCCUGUGUCUCCUCUGUGACCUCCCUGAUGUCCCUGGCUUGGGUGCUAGCCUCCUAUCACAAGCUUCUCCGGGACUCCAGGGAUGACAAGAAGAGCAUGAGCUACCGAGGGGCCCUCAUCCAUCUCUUCUGGCGGCUCUUCACCAUCUCAUCCAGAGUUAUCUCCUUUGCCCUCUUUGCUUCCAUCUUCCAGCUCUACUUUGGGAUCUUUGUCGUGGUUCACUGGUGUGCCAUGGCCUUCUGGAUCAUCCAUGGCGGGACAGACUUCUGCAUGUCCAAGUGGGAGGAGAUCCUCUUCAACAUGGUGGUAGGGAUUGUGUACAUUUUCUGCUGGUUUAACGUCAAGGAAGGGCGGACUCGAUAUCGAAUGUUUGCAUAUUACACUGUAGUCUUGACAGAGAAUGCUGCCUUGACGUUCCUUUGGUAUUUUUACAGAAAUCCCGAGACCACUGACUCCUAUGCCGUGCCAGCACUGUGUUGUGUCUUUCUUAGCUUUGUGGCUGGGAUAGCCCUGAUGCUCUUAUAUUAUGGUGUGUUGCAUCCCAUGGGGCCACGAGCUAAGAUCUUUGCCAGCUCCUGUUGCGCCGAGCUGCUCUGGGGCAUCCCUUUGCCCCCCGACGUUGAGCCCAUGGCGCCUCAGACCCCUGGGUACCGGGGGACCCAGGUCACGCCCACCAGAGCCGUCACGGAACAACAGGAGGAUCUCACGGCUGACACUUGCUUGCCCGUUUUUCAAGUGAGACCCAUGGGGCCUUCCACCCCGUCGGGGCGUCCUUACCAUCCAGAAGGGCCCCUCAUUAAGAUUGACAUGCCCAGAAAGAGAUACCCUGCAUGGGAUGCCCAUUUUGUAGACAGGAGAUUGAGAAGGACUAUCAACAUUCUGCAGUAUGUCACUCCCACAGCUGUAGGCAUUCGGUAUCGAGAUGGACCGCUCCUCUAUGAGUUGUUACAGUAUGAGUCUUCACUUUAAAAGCUCCGUAACCCAAGUUGAGAAGGGAACCUUUAAGUUUUGUUUACGGCCAACACCGCUCACAAGAAAAACACCCCUCCACCACUUCCACACCACCACCACCACCACCACCACCACCACAAAAAACAAAACAAAAAAACCCUUCAGAUAAGCUUUCUUUCCAGUUGCUGUAUGUAUACAAAGAUAUUCUCUAUGUUUUGUAAGUAAAAACAAAAAGAAAAACCUUUCUUUUGAUUUUUACACACAAGAAACAGUAUUGAAACAUCCACACUAUGUAUGAUCCAUAGGUGGAAAAGGCGGAGUUGUUUCCACUCCAAAAGAAAAAAAAAAAGUUUUAUACCUUAUGCCAAGUGUAGAUCAUUUGCGGGAUUGGUGCUGAUUGAAAGAACAACAACAACAAAAAAAACAAACCUUCAACUGCCUUAUGCCCUUAGGUGCUGAGUUUCAUUAAGUACUGUCUUGUUUUCUCAUGCAAAACUCUCCGGUGAUUUUUAUACCAGGGGAGGGAAAAGCAAACCAAGAAGUGAGUCAAACCAAGAAUCUAAAACAAAACAAAACAAAACAAAAAUCACUCUUCAAAUCCCAUGAUUUGUAAGGGGGGAGGGGAAUUCAACCAAGGCAAGAAAGUGAAAGUAAGAGUAAUCCCUCCCCAUCCUCAUUUUUUUCUCCCCUGCCCAGCCCUCCCCUAUCUCUCAUUCCCUGAUUUCCCUAACCCCUCAGCUGAGUCUUUAAGGAGCUUAAUAGCUGUCUGAAAUUCUAACAGAUGAGUGAUGCUAUGUACAGGCCAGCUUUGUGCCAAUUUGCACUGGCUUCACCUGGCAAGAAUCACAUUUGGUUGGGGGUGGGGUGGGGAAGGGAAGAUAAAUUAACAAACACAAAACAAACCCACCAUUCAAAUUCAGCAUGGUUGUUCAAUUCUAUACCAAAUAGGAGGGGAUUUUCAUGUCGAUAAUUUUUAAAAUCAGUAAUAAUAAAACUCAGCAUAGUAGCAAAAAGAAAGAAGUCUGUUUAAAGGCACAAUACUUGAUCAGUGACUGGCAAAAAUGACAUUUGAUCCAUCAUCUUAAGGCUGUGAGAGGUAUCCAUUUAUCAUGUGUGAUAUUGUGUAGGGCUUCUUCUAUCUCCAUUUGGUUUGGUGUGAAGCCUUAAACUGAUUUGGCAAGAAUUCCUCAUUUUUAAAAUUUGUGGUUGUGUUUUUUGUUUGUUUGUUUGUUUUUUUAAUGAAGACAAAGAAGAAAAUUGGAAUAUAAAAAAUAAUCAGCAAAUUGUAAUAACUGACCUAUUUCAAAAGAUGGUUUGGUGCUUUUGUCUUUCACCGUUGUGAUUGCUGAGUAUUGUUCAGCUCACUUGGUGCAUCUUGGGUUGAGUGAGAAAUGUUUUAGUUGUAUGUAUGUGCAUGUGUAUGUGUGUAUAUAUAUAUGUGUGUGUGUGUGUGUGUGUGUGUGUAUGUGUGCCCGCCACACAUGAUGUAUGUGUAUGUAUGUGACUCUGUUGCAGGAGCUUGCCAAAAAUAUGGACAAUACAAGAAAGAUGACAAUUAUAACAUGGUUGAGUUUUGUUAUGUCCAGCUCUGUCCAUGGCAAGUCUCAGAAAAGCAGCAUUCUUUGGGUCUUUGAGGCCAUUCAAUUCGUGUCAAGAUUCCAUCCACCUGUUUAAUUUUCUUAUUGUAUCAAGGUGAAUUUCUGGAGGUAUUGAGAAUAUAGUAUACCAUGUUUUGUUUUAUUUUUCUGUUUUUAAAAAGUAUUGCUCCUUUAAAGAAUUAUCUUGUUCCAGGGCAUCUUUUCAAUCCCUCAUAUCUCUACUUGGGCACAAAAAAAAAAAAAAAAAAAAAAAAACAAAAAAAAAAAAACACAAAAAGAAAAAAAAAAAACUCCACAAAAAAUAUAUAUAUACAAUAUUUUAAAGUAAAUACUGUUAGUCUUUUCUGUGUGUAAUUGCAAUUUUUAAAAUUCCAGAUAUAUCUGUCUAGGGUGCAAAACCUCACAUUGAACUGUCC
This is a messenger RNA of Antechinus flavipes (yellow-footed antechinus), 3796 nucleotides long. Its product is annotated as XK-related protein 6-like. The record is from RefSeq and is a predicted model, not a curated record. The coding region runs from base 1 to 1800 and encodes 599 amino acids. Gene Ontology annotation, biological process: apoptotic process involved in development; phosphatidylserine exposure on apoptotic cell surface; engulfment of apoptotic cell. Gene Ontology annotation, cellular component: plasma membrane. The transcript has 4 exons. Lineage: Eukaryota; Metazoa; Chordata; Mammalia; Dasyuromorphia; Dasyuridae.